AUGGUGCACGAUGCCGUCUCCCGUCCCAUCGUCGCCGAUGCCAUGCAAGGCAUCAACGGCACCGUCUUUGUCUACGGUCAAACUUCGUCUGGUAAGACACAUACCAUGAUGGGCACGGACGAUCAUCCUGGCAUCAUCCCUCAAGCGAUUGACGACAUUUUUGAGAGCAUUGAGGCGCAAAAUGAUCGCGAGUUUCUCCUGCGUGUCUCUUUCCUUGAAAUAUACAACGAGAACAUUAGUGAUUUGUUCAACGGCAGCAACACCAACCUCAAGAUCCAUGAGACGGUUGAGGGUGACAUCUUUAUUGGCGACCUGACCGAGGAGGUCGUGUACACGCCAGAAGAUGUGUUGUCACUGCUUGAACGCGGUCUUCGCAACCGCAAGGUUGGAGCAACGCGCAUGAACGACCACAGCAGCCGCUCGCACACAAUCUUUCGCUUUGUGAUUGAAAGCCGCGAAUACGUCCCAGAGACGUCGGAGAACGCCGGACGUGAGAGUCUGCAAGGUGCCGUCCGCGUAUCCCACCUAAACCUCGUCGAUCUGGCUGGCUCUGAGCGCAUCGCAAACACUGGUGCUGAGGGUAUGCGCCUGAAGGAGGGGGCUUCCAUCAACAAGUCACUCCACUGCCUCGGCAACGUCAUCUCCAAGCUCACCGAAUCUACUGACGCUGCCCAUGUGCCCUACCGUGACUCCAAGCUUACACGCAUUCUUCAAAACUCGCUCGGUGGCAACGCCCGCACGGGUAUCAUUUGCACCGUGACCGCGGCCGCCGUCCACCAGGACGAAACGAUCUCUACCCUCAAGUUUGCAACCCGCGCCAAAAAGAUUUGCAACCACGCCGUGGUCAAUGAGGUCUAUGAUGAAAAGGCACAGAUUGUCAAGCUUCGCAAGCAAAUUCGUGAGCUGGAAAAGGAGAAGCUUGAACUGGAAAGCGGUGCUGCCGUGCAGCAGCUUGAAGCCGAAAAGGCGCAGCUAGCCCGCGAUCUUGCAGCACAAAAAGAGAACAUCUCAAAGCUCAGCACGAUGCUUCUCCACUCGGACGCACUCAUCCAGCCCUCCCCGCGUGUACAAAACCCCCGCGCACGCCGCAACGAGCGUCGCAAAACAUGGGCCGCGCCCAAGCAUCGUCGCAGUAUGAUGCGCUCGCGCAUGUCCAUUCUGCCCGGCAGCGGCUCGGGCAUUGGUGGUCGACGCUCGAUUCUUCCUUCGGCUGACGUUCUGCUCAACAGCUCUGAACCCAUGGAAACAGCUGUUGAGGGCCCCGUGGACACAAGCCGCCGCCGUCGCCAGGCUCGCCCCGCCGCCUCUGCUACGGAUUCGGGCACAUUCUCUCGACAAGAGGUGCUCGAAGGCAAGAACCGCCAGCUCGAGCGUCAAGUGCGCGAGCUUGAAGAUGCACUCAAUUCAGUCAAUGAGCUCUUGGAAGGUACCAUUCGCGAUAAGGACCGUGUGACGGAGCAACUUGAACAGGCCAUGGCUCAGGCCGCAGCAGCCCCUGCACAAGAAGUGGGCCCCUCGCCCAGUGAGAUUGAGGAGCUGCAUCAAAAGCUAAAGGCGGCAGCCGAGCAUGCCGAGGAGCUGGUUUGUGCCAAGAAGCAGUGCGAGGAGUAUCUGCAGCACCAGCUGCAGGAGCAACGCGAUCUCAACAACAUGCUCAAGGAUGAACUUGAGGCUUUUCAGUCCAUCACGCCGCCGGCUUCCCCAAGCGGCGCCGUUCGGGCGGCUGUUGGGCCCUUGGAAUCCACCAUCGAGGAGCUUCGUGCCCAACUUGCAGUGCACGAGGACACCAUCAAGAACCUCCAGGGUGAGCAAGCCACACGCGAGGCGUCUCAUAAUCAGGCCAUGGAAGAACUUCGUGAAAGCGCUCGUGCUGAGGCUGAAGCCCAGCUGCGUGAGGAGCUGGAAGACAUGGCAAAGCAGGUCGGCGCUGCCAAUGACGCCAAACAAGCUGCCGAAGACAACGCCUAUAUGCUGGAGCAUCAGUUGAACACCACCCGUAGCAAGCUCGAAGCCGCUACUCAAGAACUCCAGCAGGCACGUGGUGAGGAUCAGUCUACGGAGAGCAAGACAGAGACAGACGCCGCCACCAGCGUGCUGCAACAGCGCGUCGACGAACUGGAGGCGGAGCGGGAGGAGUUUCUUGCUACCCUCCAGCCCUUUGGGCUGGGUGCCCCGGCCGACUUGCUGGCAUAUCUCAACGGCAUCAAAACUAGCGUUGAAGCCAUGCAAGCUGAGACCCUAGCCCAGUCAACUGCAGCCACGGAAGCAGAGGCUAAGGUGGCCGAGCUGACCAAUCAACUGGAUGCUCUCAACGCCACUGCUGCCCACGCAUUCGAGCUGGAGGGUCAGCUGCAAAAGGCUCAGCAGGAGGCGGCUACCUCUAACCAGGCGCGCGCAGCGGCCGAAGAGGCCUGCGCCACGGCCACCGCCAAUGCGGAGCACUUGCAGCGUCAACUGGCAGCCCUACAGGCAGCCCGUGAUACUCUCGAGAGCAGCAUGUCUGCACUUGCGACGCAGAUGGCAGAAAACGGUGCACAAGAUGCUGCCUUGGCUGAGCUGCACGCACAAAUGGCGCAAGUCCAGCAAGAGCGCGUCCUGGCAGAGCAAGCGCGCGAUCAAUUUGAACACGAUUGUCAAAAGUGGCAAGCCAAGGCCAACGAACUCAAGAAGACUCUGGCGGAUCGCGACUGGGAAGCCGAUGAAGGAAGCUGGCAUACGACUCGCCGCAUGGAGGAGUUGCAGGCCGAGGCCGACGACAAUGAAGCGCGGUGCGAGGCCCUCCUAGAAGAUUUUCAAGUGCUUGAGAGCCAGAACGAGGAGCUCGUGCUUGCAACUCAAGAAUUGGAGCUGCGAGUGCACAUGCUCGAGUCUCAGUCAACGACGUCCACUGCUGCCUUGCAGGUUGAUGUCACCCAAUCUGAGACGACCCACGUAGCCACUUCCUCCCUGCAGGCCCUGCUUGCGCACGCCGAGCAGCACAUUGCCGAGCUUGAGGCAGAGCGUGAUGGUCUGGCACACGCGGUCGAGGAACUGCACGGCGGUGACGAGGAUGCCAUCGAGGUUGCUUGUGCGUUUGCCGAGGCGGCCUUUGAUUACUCUGUGCGUCAGUCGCUGGCUGAGACUCGUGCUCAGCUCGAAGUUGCCGAGACGCGCCUGGCCGUCGUGAUGGCUCAAGAGUCCGCCCAGCCAGAGGCUUCUGACGUGCUGACGCCGCGUCGCGAGGCUUUACAAGCCGAAUGCACCAUGUUGCGUCAGCAAGUGGCUGAGCUUCGCGACGCAAAAGAGCAAGCUUCGCCCCAACAAACCGCUGCCACACCGCCUACCGCCCCCAGCACGGCAGCGCGUGCGCGUAAGGGCCUGCUCUCCAAGCUUACCAAGUCUGUUUCUCGAUCUGUAUCCAAAGCCGUCAAGCGCAAGCGUCUGGGACGCAAGACCGCCAUUGACAGCCCCAUGGUGGGUGGCGCCGUUAGCGCGUUUGACAUGGAGGCUGCGGCCGUAGCCAACGAGAGCCCAAUGCCCAUGGAGGAGGAUGGGCCCGCCGUGUCCCCAGAGAUGGCAGCGGCGCUUCACGACCUGGCAGAGUUGCGUGAAGCUCACACUAGUCUCGAGACAAACUUUGUUGCAGCGUCAGAAAUGGCGGAGCGAUUGCAGGCACAGCUUACGGCAGCCAAGCUAGAAGCUGCAGAGAUUCAAGAAGCUUUUGCCAUCGCGCAGCAGCAGCGCGAGGCCAUGGCUGCUGAGUUGGAAGCCCUGCAAUCUGAGCCAGCAUCGGAACCAACUGUUGAUGAAGCAACCAUGGCUGCACUGAAGUCGGAGCGCGAUGCUUUGCAGACUCAACUGGAGGAUAUGGUAACUCAAGACAGUUAUGAUGAACAGGUCGAGCGGGUCCUCGAGCUUGACGGCCGCUUAACGCGCAGCCAAGCCUGCGUGACUGAGAUGGAGCAGCAGCUUGAAGCCCUUUGCCACGAGCGUGACCUGUUCCAAGCCAAGUGCGUGGUGUUUGAACAAAAGGAAGAAAGCAUGCGUCAAGAACUGGAGCACCUACGAGAAGCCCGCCUGAGUGCAGAGCCAGUGGUCGAUGAGGAUCUGACUGCCAAAUUCCAAGCGUUGGAAUCCAAGCACACAUCCUUGACCGCCGAGCUCGCCUCGGUCACGGCACGUCUGUCGGCCGAAGUGGAGUCCAAGCAGACAGAUCUUGAUGACCUGCGCGUGCGCGUGGCCGAAAUGACCACACAAUUGUCUGCGGCACAGCAGGCCCACGACUCGGUGAUGCAAGAGCUUACAGAGGCUCGUGCACAAUUGACUGCCGCAGCGGACCAGGAGGCUCUGGCCGCGGAGCAUGAAGCGCAGGUGGCGGCGCUGCGAGCACAGUUGGCCACCCUGCAAGCCGCCCAAGCUUCAGCUGAAAAUGACCUGGCGGCCAGUGCUGCGCAGCGUGAUGAGGCCGAGGCGCGUGCCAGCGAGUUGCACGCACAGCUCGCGCAGACGCAACAAGAAAAGGAAACCGUGUGCACCGAGCUGGCCAAGACUCGCGACGAACUGAGUCAGGCAGAGCAGUCGCACAAGCAUGAGACAGCCGGUGUUUCUGCAAGUUUAGAGGAGGCCGAGCAAGCCCGUGCCGCGGCCGAGCACGAACUGAGCGUGCAACGCGAGCAGGCAGAUCUGGCUCGUGCUGAAGUUGCCAGCUUGCACGAGAAGCUGGCUGAGCUGCAAACGGCAGAACGCGAUGCUGCGACAUCACGAACCGAACUGGAGGAAGCCUUGCAAAAGCUGGCCACAACACAAAGCAAGCUGAGCGAGGUUGAGCAGGCCUUGGCUGCUGCUGACUCUGCCCAAGCAAGUUUGGAGGCUGAGCACGCCACCCAAGUGCGUGAGCAUCAGGAGCAGGUGGAGGAGCUGCAAGACACUGUCGAGGGCCUACGCCUGCACUGCACAGAGUUAGAAGCGCAGAUUGCCGCUAUUGACUCAACCAACACGGCCAAUGAAGAGGUGACGACCCUGACCCUUCAACUGGAGCACGCCCAGCGAGCCCGUGACGAGGCGGUUGCGGAGACGGAAAAUCUCAAGGCCCAGUUGGCGGAGGCGGAAGAAAAACUUGUGGCUGUGCAGCAGAAGAGCUUGGACACCCGGGCCGAGUUGCAGCGCGUGGAGCUUAGGUUGACAAAGAUGAAGAGCAAGCAUGAUCGGCUCCACCAAACCAUCGUGGCCGGUGACAACUACCUUGAAAUGCGCAUCGCUUCCCUCACUGAGGAACUGGAGGCUCGCACAGGUGAACUGCAGGCGCUGCGUGAGGGCUUGGAGCGAGAAGGUGCACGUGAUGCCGAGAUGGACGACUUGCGCGCGCAAAUCUCGCGCUUGCAGGAGGAGCGAGAGGACGUGGCUGCCGCCGCAGCCCGUGCCCGUCAGGCUACGCAAGAGAUUGAGGCUCUCCAAGAGGAAUUGACGCAAGCGCGUGCUUGUUUGAGUGGCAUUGACUCGACAGAGAAUACACUCAAGGCAGCGCUUCUGGAUGUGCGCGAGGAGAAUCACCGCCUUCGCUCCUUGGUGGAUAAGCUGCGAGUUGUUGAGCCUACUUCCAGCGACGCAAGCCAAGCGGGGUCAACAACCGCCGUGGGUGGUCCUGAUCAUGAGGUUUCCCUCGUCGACCCUAACGCGUCACUGGUUGCCCGGGCCCGAGCAGUACGCUCAGCGGCCAGCGAUGCGGGCAGUGGCACUGCCGGUGUCGGAGCACGCGUGGUCCGUGCCAUGUCUGCUCUCGAGCCCGAUGUCGGCGAGACCACCCUGGAGAACGUGGCGCCAGAAGCAGCGGCCACACCCACCAAUGCGGCCCCGUCCUUGGAGCCCAGCGGCAGCGGCAGUGGUAAGCGUGGUGCCGCUUUGAGCUCGAGCGCCACGUCUUCCCCUAGUCGCCCCGCAGCGAAACGACCCCUAUCGGAGCGAAUUCAGAACACACCGUCCAAGGAUUUGUUUGGUCGUAGCAAGCAAAAGGCGGAGAUGAUUCGCCAGGCCUCUGGCAAAGAGGAUACCCAACAAGUGCGCUUCCAAUUGCCGUCUGGCGAACAAGUGACAACGGGCGAUGAGGUCGUGGCCCCUCGCGACCCAGUGGCAGCCGGUUCUCAAUUGGCUCGCAAGAGUCGUCAGGCCGAGGUGCGCUCAGACAUUGACCGUGAUGAGCACCCGGCUGAAUGUGCCCCGCAGUAGAUGCAUCGUACGUUGUCGGUGUUUCUGCACUAGUUCUUGAUUUGAUGUGUGAUAUUUGUGCGAAGUUGGUCGGAGAUGAGCGUCUAUAGAUGUUGUCGUUCCUUUGUUGACUUGAAGAGAGAUUGAUUGCUUGAUUCGUUGAUUGAUGAGUAUG
This is a messenger RNA of Monosiga brevicollis MX1, 6355 nucleotides long. RefSeq lists its product as uncharacterized. Gene Ontology annotation, biological process: microtubule-based movement; mitotic cell cycle. Bases 1 to 6201 code for a protein of 2066 amino acids. Gene Ontology annotation, cellular component: microtubule. NCBI's taxonomy places the organism in Eukaryota, Choanoflagellata, Craspedida, Salpingoecidae. The record is from RefSeq and is a predicted model, not a curated record. The transcript is spliced from 7 exons. Gene Ontology annotation, molecular function: ATP binding; microtubule binding; plus-end-directed microtubule motor activity.